Messenger RNA from Triticum turgidum subsp. durum (durum wheat), 378 nucleotides. The record is from the annotation of a GenBank genome assembly. Lineage: Eukaryota; Viridiplantae; Streptophyta; Magnoliopsida; Poales; Poaceae.
AUGCAGCAGCAGCAGUCCAUGAGCCUGAGCGAGCCGGACGCCCCGGCGAGCACGGCCAGGCCUGACGAGCCUACCCGGAGCGGCGCGGUGUCCAAGGCGGCUUCCAUGGAGAGGUUCGGCCACAGCUCGUCGUCCUCCGGCAUGGUGUUCGGCGGCCGCGUGGACGCGGAGGAGGACGACCAGGAGGUGUCGGCCUACUUCGACCUGCCGCUGGAGCUGCUCCGGAGCAGCAGCGUCGACAUGGAGUCGCCCGUCACGGCGGCGUUCGUCUUCGACAGCAGCCGGGGCCGGGGCAAGAGCAUGCUGCCGGACCUCGACUUUAGUUUCCCGGCGCCGCCUGCUUUCUCGAGUCCCUCUCCGUCGUCGCGACGGGCCUGA